Oryctolagus cuniculus (rabbit) is the source of this 3903-nucleotide messenger RNA. The record is from RefSeq and is a predicted model, not a curated record. NCBI's taxonomy places the organism in Eukaryota, Metazoa, Chordata, Mammalia, Lagomorpha, Leporidae.
AAGAAAGAAAGAAAGAAAGAAAGAAAGAAAGAAAGAAAGAAAGAAAGAAAGAAAGAAAGAAAGAAAGAAAGAAAGAAAGAAAGAAAGAAAGAAAGAAAGAAAGAAAGAAAGAAAGAAAGAAAGAAAGAAAGAAAGAAAGAAAGAAAGUUGAAAUCCAGCUAUGGUCUUUUCAGAAUAUGCAUUUUCCACGAACUUUUUGAAAACCCCUUGUAUCUUUCAGGGUUUUAAUUUCCUUGCGGGGCUACAAGCUCAGGGGUCGUCCUUGGCUGGUGAUCAUGGUUAUGCUUGUGUUUCCCUGAAGUUGGUUGUGAGGUCUGGAAGUCACUCACCUGCAGACUGGCUCAACGCAAAGUCCCCGAGGGGCGUGGCCAGCUGUUCUGCAGCUGAGGGGGAAAACGGGAAGUUGUCCGGGCCGGCGUUGCAGAGAGCGAGAAAUCGAAACUCAGCUGUUAAAACCGCUGCCCCAGUCCUUUGGAAUCGCUUUGGAAACUCGCUAGGCGACCCAGCCCUCAACCGUCCCGCAGCGGCUGCGCUCACGAGUCCUAGGUUGGGAGCCAUGGGCACACGCAGUAGGGUGCUGGGCUCUGGGCUCCGCGAAUCGCCAGCUUCUCGCCCGGCCCAGGACCCCAGUGAGCGGCACGCGGAGCACAGCCCCCUGCAGGACCAGAGACGGGGUUUGGAGGCGGCGCCCGGGAACGCAGCAGCGCGGGCCACCCCGCAGCACGCGGGCCCCAGCCACACAGGAGCAUAUACCUUGAUAGCACCAAAUGAACACCGGAGAAACCAGAUACAAAGGAUUGCUGAGCAAGAGCUGGCAAACCUGGAGAAGUGGAAAGAACAGAAUAGAGCUAAGCCGGUGCACCUGGUGCCUAGGCGGCUAGGUGGGAGCCAAUCUGAGACUGAAGUCAGGCAGAGACAGCAGUUCCAACUGAUGCAAUCCAAACACCAGAAAAAGCUGAAAAGAGAAGAAUCUGCAAGGAUCAGGAAGGAAGCCGAAGAAGCUGAACUCCAAAAAAUGAAGGCAGUUCAGAGAGAGAAGAGCAAUAAACUAGAGGAGAAAAAACGACUUCAAGAAAGCCUUCGAAGAGAAGCAUAUAGAGAACAUCAUCAACACAAAACUGCUGAGUUCUUGAGCAGACUGGAUGCAGAACUGCCAAACAGAAGUGCUUGUCAAAUUGCUCCCCGUGACCCACAAUCCUCAGCAUGGAUAUUUCCUGUCCUUCCUAGGGAUCACAGUUGGGCCAGAAGUCAGGCUUAUAAGGAUUCUCUCAGGGAGGAAGAAAACCGGAAAUUACAAAGGAUGAAAGAUGAACAGCGUCAGAAGAAUGAAUUACUGGAACUUAAGCGACAGCAGCAAGAGGAAGAAAGAGCCAAAAUGCAGCAGUCUGAACACAGGAGGGUAAAUAAUGCUUUUCUGGACCGACUCCAAGGCAAAAGUCAACCAGGUGGCCUCGGGCAGUCUGGAGGCUAUUGGAAUAUGAAUAGCGGUAACAGCUGGAAGGUUGAAAAGAGAGGAGUGGGGAGAGAAAGAGAAGAUAGAAGUCUUUGAACUGGCAAAAUCCAACAAACCAUUUGCUGACCUGGAAACUUUAGGCGAGGUCACAUUUUAAUAAAUACUUGAGGGACAAAAGAUCAUUUUUUGACAAUACUGUCUUCCAUCUGUGAGAAAUCUUACAUGCAUUGUUCUUCAAAAGGAAUCGAAGAAUGAAAAAUAAUGGAUAGAUUUUCCAAAAGUAUAGAAAUUGAAGAUAAUUGAACAUAAAUGAAUUUGCAGAGAAUACAUCCUGAAUCUGUCUAUGCAUAACUUUCACUCAUUUGUUUCACUAUAGACAAGAGAGAGAAAGUGAUGGAAGCACAGUAUGUUUGCAGUGUAUGAUGCAAUAGACACGUUAUUGAUUUAUUUAUGAGAACGUGAUUAGGAGCUAUGUAAAAAAUGAGGCAAAGUGAGUUGAAGACAUUGGUCAAGUUCAUACAACUCAGUUGUGAAAUAUGAUUGCAAUUCAGAUUUUGGUGAGUACUUGGUGGAAACUCACUAUAUAUUUGUCCAUUCUCGUCUACUUUAAUAACCUCUACAAUUUAGAAAGUAGCUACGAAAGUGUCUGGGCACGUGGGAACGUGAUGGGAGAGCAUGAUUGCAUAUUGCCAGGGCUUCUGCUAAGGAAAUAUUAAUUUGGUCGUGUGGCUCACCAUUGGUUUCUGGUAGGCUGUGGAUGGUGAGCUACAAAUCUCUACUUACAUUCCUAAGGAUUUUGUUUUCUCAUGAGGUAGUAGUGAGGAUGACUGGGUGCUUUUCUUAGCAGCAUGGGCACUUCCAAAGCCCAGAUAUCUGUUCAUCAGAGAAUACCAUACAAAAGUUAGAAGAGAAACCAUAAACCAACCUUUUAUUCAGGUCAUGUUUUGUAAAUAGCAAAUGGGCCAAAGUUGGUGUUUAGAAUAUAUUAAAAAAUGUGUCAUUAAUUUAGAUGUUGGUAGUUGAGGUUGGAGCUUCCCUGAGGAAUGAGAGAAGAGAGCUAUUCCUCAAAUCACAUCUGAGGCUUGCAGGAAAUAUUGACCCAGUAAAAAGCCGAAGACAGAAGAGAGGAGGAAGGCAGAAAAUAUGCUAUAAUUAGGUUGAAAACCAAGGAAAGAAUCAGUUGCGUCUUGCAAUGUCAUAUAGACACUUGCAGAAUCAGUGUGUAUGUUGAGUUAACAGACUGGAUUAAUUUUUGUUUUUGUUUUAAGAUUUAUUUAUUUAUUUGAAAGGCAGAGUUUUAGAGAGAUAGAGGUAGAGGCAGAGAGAGAGAGAGAGAGAGAUCUUCCAUCUGCUGGUUCACCCCCCAAUUGGCUGCAACGGUUAGAGCUGGGCUGAUCCAAAGCCAGGAACCAGGAGCUAGGAGCUUCCUCCAGAUUUCCCAUGCAGUUGCAGGGACCCAAGGAUUUGGGCCAUCUUCUGCUGCUUUCCCAGGCCAUAACAGAGAGCUGGAUGGGAAAUGAAGCAGCUGAGUCUUGAACCGGUGCCCAUAUGGGAUGCUGGGACUGCAGGCAGCAGCUUUACCCACUAUGCCACAGCAUCGUCCCCUACUUUUUGUUUUUUGAAACAUAUGUAUUUUAUAUCACAGUCUGAUCAUAUUCAAUCUAUCCACUUAUUCUUUAAUAGGUUAAGAUGCCUCUAUACUUUAAAGAUGUAUUUUGAUUUUCUAAAGUCCCCUGUUAGUUUUCCUGAGGCACCUAGGGUGAGAUCACUUUCAGUGAAAUUUUCUCCCAUCCCAGUAGGUGAGAACUUUUGAGACACUGUGAGAGUUCUCAGUCCUCUAUCUUCAAGGACAGGUAAGCACUGGCCGUGACCUAGGAGGCAACCUGGGAUUUUAGUCGAAAGCAACAGCAGGACUCUGUAUCCCACACGUAGCUUGGCUGAGCAGUGCAGAAGGUCGGAUGGAGAUUUCAUGACCCUGUGCGUCUGGUGGAGGUGGGGACUCAUUAGCCUGUCUCCCUGCCUCAACGUCCUCUUGGAAGUCACCUUCCCGUGGCGUAAUACAGUGCAACGCUGCUACUCCACUCAUUUCCAUUUAAAUUGCUCUGCUCCGCGAUGUGGUCACGCUGUCCUUGCCAUGAAUGUGGAGGUAGGUGACAACACAUGAACGCCCCCUUCUUCCUGACCCGUGUGAACCUGUCUCCAACACAGCCAAUGAGACAUCACUUGAGAAGCCAUUACAUUCUUCACACGCUGCUUUGUGAUCCAAAGGCAGUGUCUCGAGAAUGAAGUCAUUUUGCUGGUCCUUUAAGUCAUUAAAAAAAAAAAACCAAAACUCAUUUUAACCUGAUGCAGGAGGCGCAUUCUGCAACUGGAAGGAACUUCGUUUUGAACUACAAAGAUUUGGGAUUCUAUGUCGCUGUCGGUGGGUGGUAACUUUUGUUUUGUUUUCC